Messenger RNA from Prosopis cineraria, 1091 nucleotides. RefSeq lists its product as uncharacterized. Bases 57 to 767 code for a protein of 236 amino acids. NCBI's taxonomy places the organism in Eukaryota, Viridiplantae, Streptophyta, Magnoliopsida, Fabales, Fabaceae. The record is from RefSeq and is a predicted model, not a curated record. Gene Ontology annotation, molecular function: phosphatidic acid binding. The transcript is spliced from 2 exons.
AAUAUUUUUCAACAUCAGCAGAAGCAAAACUCGAUCGCGAUCGAACUCCGAAAAGAAUGUCGUACAAUGACGAGGUUGACGAUUACGAUGAAUAUGAUCCUACGCCCUACGGUGGUGGAUACAAAAUCGAUGUCACCUAUGGCCACCCCAUCCCUCCCUCCGAUGAAACUUGUUACCCAAUCUCCUCCUCUGGUUCAGGUUCACAAUAUGGAUCUAGCCAUGGUUACAAGCCUAGCUAUGGCAGGGAGGAACAAGAUAGUGGAUAUGGCUAUGGAGGAAGAAACGAAAGACCUAGCUAUGGUGGAGAGGAACAAGAUAGCGGAUAUGGCUAUGGAGAAAGGAAUGAGAGACCUAGCUAUGGUCAAGAGGAACAAGAAAGUGGUUAUGGCUAUGAAGGAAGGAAUAAUGAGAGACCUAGCUAUGGACGAGAGGAACAAGAUGGUGGAUAUGGUUAUGUUAGAAGGAACGAGAGGCGUAACGAUGAUGAUUAUGGUGUAGAAAACCAAGGAUAUCGUAAGAAAUAUGGAGAUGAUAGUGAGGAUGAGAGUAAUUACGAGAGAAGGAAGCAUCAUUACAAGGAUAAUGGGGAGGAGGAUGAAAGGAGGAAACAUGAUCAUCAUCACAGGAAGAGAUACGAUGAGAAUGAAGAAAGAAACGAGGAAGAUGACGAUGACAGGCAAAAGUAUCAUUACAAGAAGAAUUACGACGACGACGACGAUACUGAGAGGAGAAACCAUCAUCGCUACAAGAAUUAUGGCGAUGAAUAAUCAUAACACGUACACUUCAUGACUGCUUUGUCUUCAUUCGUGAAUGCAAGAGCGUCAUUUAUCCCUUUGAUUAAUAACGGCAGGAAUAAGUCAAACAUAAAUUAGGGCAUGUUUUUCACUUGUUAUUUGAGUCUUCAUUUUUCUUCGCAUGCUGUUGUUGUUUACGGUUCCUGAGUUUUAGGUAAUGAAAAACCUAAUAUUCGGGUUGCUUACUGAUACGCGUUAUGUAUAGAGUAUUGAACUCACUUGGAAAUUGGAAUAAUAUAUAUUAACUGGCCCUGGCAUUUAUAUUUGUCUAGGGCUGAAUCUGCCAGGUUUUUUUUC